GUGAAGUAGAUGAAGGGUGCUUGUUGGAGACUGGUUACCAGCUGAAAGGGCAAAGACUGGCUCCGGUGUUCUGCCGAGCAGUGCUGAUGACGAAUCUGCCAGCUAAUUUUCGUUUAUUUUUUACCGUAGCACACGUUUACUCGGGGCUACAGGUUGCCCGAAGUGCAUGGUAAAGUACGAGAGUUAUAGACAUGAACAAAGUUAGAAGAGGAAAGAAAAGUGAAAAGAUGCGGGUUAAAGUGGGGGUGUCAAAAUGAGUUAAUUAUAGAGUAUAUAGAUUUCUUAUCUGGGACUGUUAGAUGUAUUAUUAUUCCUCUCUAUACUACACUUUCUCUCAUGACUCUUGUCUGAACUUAUAUCUCAUCUCAUCUCAUCUCAACUUCUCUCAUCUCCUCUCCUCUCCUCUCAUCUCAUCUCCUCUCAUCUCAUCUCCUCUCAUCUCAUCUCCUCUCCUCUCCUCUCUCAUCUCUCCCAUGCCAAGACUAAGUAACUCUCGGCCAAACCUGUCUCUGUGACACUUACCCUAUUCAACAUUCUCCAUUCUCGUUAAUUCACAUUACAUAAUACUUCUAAAUUCUACUAUCCUACUUGAUGGAGUUCACCCACC
[Candida] anglica is the source of this 607-nucleotide messenger RNA. Lineage: Eukaryota; Fungi; Ascomycota; Pichiomycetes; Serinales; Debaryomycetaceae. The record is from the annotation of a GenBank genome assembly.